Messenger RNA from Xyrichtys novacula (pearly razorfish), 4482 nucleotides. NCBI's taxonomy places the organism in Eukaryota, Metazoa, Chordata, Actinopteri, Labriformes, Labridae. The record is from the annotation of a GenBank genome assembly.
UGGCAGUUCUCGGCUACCGUACAAAUCAAAGGAGGAAAAAAAACCUCACAUUGACUCGUAAGUCAAGUUUACCGUAAUAUUUUGCUAAAGCGCACCUGCGAAAAGCAGGCCUCGUGACGUCAGGAGUGUCAAAUUCCUGAGAUUUUUACAGGACAAAAGGAGCCUGUCUGGGCCAUGGUCUGGAUGAGGAAAAGUCUCCACACUUUGACUACUGCGGAGAGAGGAAGUUGAGUUUCUCACCGCAGGAUUCAUCGGCAUCUUGGCAUCUACGAGAAAUCUGUGCGCUCUAACACCGGAUAAAUAAGGUACUUCUAGUGUUUUCAACUUUGCUGAGCUGUCUCGCGGUUUUGUUCUGCAGGCGCUAUUACUUUUGCAACCUGAUCUUCAAAGGUUCGAUUAAAACAGUCCAGCUUUGGGUUUUCAGAAGUUUGCGGUGAGACCAAGGAAACUUGACGUCUUUUUGUGAGCUAAACACGUCUGUAACUCUUAUGUCGGUUACUUGAGACAGCUCAUCCGUCCGUAGCUUUUGCACAUAAACGUUACAUUUAAGCAACUCAGGGGAGCAAACUUGAAGCCCCCACUCCAGAGUUAGAGUGAUCAUGUCAGUCCUCCUGUAACUUGAAGCCAGCUCACCUGCGUUUUGAUGACUGAAAGCAUAAUUCAUCACACCUUUUUUUUUUUUAAAUCAAAGUUUUCUUUGAAUUAACUUUAUUGACACCAUAGAUUAAGAACAAAACGACUACACAACUUCAUGUUAUCUUUGACUUGGGCCAAGGGAACAUUUUGUACAUGGAUACAGCAAAUGCAGAAGCAAAUUAUUAUAAAAGCGUAUGAACAUUUGAAUAUCUUUUUUGUAAAAGUCAUGUAUAGUCAUGACUUGUCCUGUGCAGCUUAUGUAGGCCUAGCUUUAGAGGAUCUGAUUCUGUUCUUAUGACUGUUUUCCUCCCACAGUGAGGGCCUUACCUGUUCAAUUAAAAAUAAUAAUGCAGAAUCCUAGUGUAGCUUAAGAGUGGUUCUCUAAGCCCUACUAACCACCUAAUUACAGAACCCAAUUCCAUUGAAGUUGGGAAAUUGUGAUAAACGCAAAUAAAAACAGAAUACAAUGAUUUGCAAAUCCUUUUCAACCUAUAUUUAGUUACAAAGACAAGAUAUUUAAUGUUCAAACUCGUGACAAAGAAGUUGGGAAAGAAGGCAAAAAAUGGACUCUAAGAUGGACUGAUGCAAAGUGGAAAAGUGUUCUGUGGUCUGAUGAGUCCACAUUUGUAAAUGUUUUUGGAAAUAGUGGACGUCGUGUCCUCCGGGCCAAAGAAGAAAAGAACCAUCUGGACUGUUAUGGGCGCAAAGUUCAAAAGCCAGCAUCUGUGAUGGUAUGGGGGUGCAUUAGUGCCCAAGGCAUGGGUAACUUAUACAUCUGUGAAGGCAACAUUAAUGCUGAAAGGUACAUACAGGUUUUGGAGCAACAUAAACUGCCAUCCAAGCAACGUCUUUUUCAUGGACGCCCCUGCUUAUUUCAGCAAGACAAUACCAAGCCACAUUCUGCACGUGUUACAACAGCGUGGCUUUAUAGUAAAAGAGUGCGGGUUCUCGACUGGCCUGCCUGCAGUCCAGACCUGUCUCCCAUUGAAAAUGUGUGGCGCAUUAUGAAGCAUAAAAUACGACAACAGAGACCCCGGACUGUUGAAUAACUGAAGCUGUACAUCAAGCAAGAAUGGGAAAGAAUUCCACCUUCAAAGCUUCAACAAUUCGUCUCCUCAGUUCCCAAACGUUUAUUGAGUGUUGUUAAAAGGAAAGGUGAUGUAACACAGUGGUAAACAUGCCCUUGUCCCAACUGCCUUGGCAUGUGUUGCAGCCAUGAAAUUCUGAGUUCAUUAUUAUUUGCAAAAAAAAUUAUCACAAUUUCCCAACUUCAGUGGAAUUGGGUUUUGUACAUAAUUACAUUCUUUGGUGUUUUUCUAAAUCAGGUAAGAACAUUUAUCUUUUAUAUUUACUUUUAUUUAUUUGGUUAUUAUUCCACUACCACUCUACCUCUAGAAAGUGCAAUAUCACUCAACCUUGCUGCUAUUUUACCCUUUAUUUUUAUUCAUUUUUAUUUAUUAUUUCUGUAUAUUAAAUUAAACACCACCAUGCCGUGAUAUGGAAGCCGAGCAACGACAUUUCGUUGCAGAGAGAAAUCACUGCUGUGUUUUAUUCUGUGCAAUGACAAAUAAAGAAAGUCUAAGUCUAGUCUAAGGUUUAAGCUACAAAAGAAGUUGCAGGCAAUAUUUGUCCAAAACAUGAGACGAUGUUUAUGACUGAGACCUGCAGCAGGUAUGGUCCUCUGCUUUUUUGAGAGGAUCCCCUGAAUGUUUUUACCCAAGACAAAAAGGAAGGCUGUGUCUCCCUCUGGUGGUUAAACUCACUGUUCAUAGAGACAUUUUUCAUCUCUGAAAGAAACUUUUUUUUUAGGUUUAUGAUUGGAUUUAACAAAAACGACUGCCUUCUUUAUCCUGGAUGAUUGCUCUAUUGCAGAAUGCUGAUACAUUCUAGCUGACCCAUUUUCGCUUUUCCUUAAUUGUUAUUUAUUUAUUUCCCCAGGAUGACUUCAAAACGCAGUGUCAGACCUGAUGAGGGUUUGAUGAUGAUGCAGGAGCUUGAUGACCGACUAAAGGAGCAAAUUGACAAACUGGAGCAUGUUCGCCUUGCUGCAGUUGACCUAAAAGACAAUUUGUCUGGGGUGGGAGGCCACAAAUCCUUAAGCGUUAAAAACAAACAAACAGAAAACUGUUUGACCAAAACUUGUUUUCAUUGAACUUUCUUCUGCUUUUCCUUCAAUGCAGAGCAACAGUGAUCUAAGCCAGUCCAUCACUGACCAUCUGGAAUGGUUAAACCACUUGUCGGAGCGAGUGGAGACUCUUCACAUGAACACAACUGUUUUUGUACAGGUGAGGGACAGAUUUAGUUAUUCAUGGGUAUUGUGUAUGCACCAGCUGGGGUAAGCAUUGUAAGAUACCAAAAACCCUCAAAGUCUUUUCCAUGUCAGCUGUGAUGCCUUUGCUGUACAUACUAAAAAAAAUUGUCAUUAGUCAGGAAAACCGAAAAAGGACAGAGUCAAACUUUUGUUAAAUUUAGGUUGAAACCAAAAAUAUGACAUCUGAAAUUUACAUUUUCUCCAGAUGAAUCCUAAGCCCCGGGCAUGGGCAGGAAAACAGAGUUCCAAACAUGGCCACCGCUGGGGUCGUCUCCAGCAAAAUGAGGACGCCAUGUCAGAGUACGGCUGGUCUCCCAUCCGCACACGACGAAACAGUGAUGCUGCCUCUGAAAUGUCCUGUAACUGGUGACCUGGUAGACUGUGGGGUUAAGAGACUGUGGUUGAAAAUGUAAAAUAUUUCACAAAAAAAACCCCAGCUCUUUAUACAUUUAUCAUAUGUAGCAAAAUAUAUUUUACUCCGUUAAGAUGCUAAGUUUACAUGUGGUGUAAAGCCUGCUGGUUUUUAAGUCCUGUUAUGUUGUGUUAUUGAACAAGCGAGUUAUCGAUGAAAAUUUUCAUUUUUUUUUCAUUUUUUAAAUGAAACUAGCUACAAUAUAUCUUGAGUAUAUCUUUUCCUGCCCUUGUAGAAGUAUACCCACUUUAAGGGUACUAAAACAUAGUAAGACUGUCACAUAACUUUGAGACCAAACAUCCUUAUUAUGGAUUAAAGGUAGUCUUUUUUUUUUUUUUAAAUAAAAGUCAAGAAUUUUUAAAUCUCACACUUUUGAACUCAUGCUUUACAAUCCCAUAUCUCAGACUUCUUUUCAUGAUUCAAUUUUCAUUUUCAAGUAUGAGUUUUCAUUAGUUGCCUGUUGGUAUUGGAAAUAAACUAGACUGAUAGAUAACUGUGUGCCUUGCUUUGUCUGUCAGGGCACUUUGUAAAGGCGUUACAUAGAUGAAGUAAUUAUUAAUCAACUUUAUUCAGAUUUAUUUUUAUGGCACUUUUCAGACAAAAAAUGCAGUUCAAAUUGCCUCACAGAGGCUAAAAACAACAAUUAACAACAAUAAAACCUGACCCUACCACCCACACACCCACCCAUGGACCCACACACACACACACACACACAAAGACACACAACCACCCUCAUUUACACACCCACACAAGCGCACACAGUGAGAAUUUAAGAUAUAUUGUUAAAGAGACAUGGCCUGACAGACAUUACAUGAGGAAAGAGGUACCUUUGGGAAACACUGGAGACAAAAGAUAAAAGAUAUGGUAAAAAGAAAGAUGAAAACCUGAUGGACUAAAACAAGAAAAUAAUAUUAAAUGCACAGAUAACUAUCCAUUUCGGACACAGCCUCAGUCUCUUUUACACUGAAUUUUUUUUUUUUGUGGAAUUUUUUUACACAGUUUUUUAAGUCGAAUUUUCACUAAACAAAUAUUUUAAGAGACCAGUAUUUUUUUACACCAAAUUUAUUCCAUCAUUGUAAAAAAAAAAAAGUGUCAGAAAUAAAAAUGCGUGCUUGAAAUUCAA